Molecule: messenger RNA, 793 nt
Organism: Uloborus diversus
Lineage: Eukaryota; Metazoa; Arthropoda; Arachnida; Araneae; Uloboridae
Product: telomerase RNA component interacting RNase-like
Exons: 3
Coding region: 40-486 (148 amino acids)
Molecular function (GO): 5'-3' exonuclease activity; 3'-5' exonuclease activity
Source: RefSeq, a predicted model, not a curated record
GCAUCAUCACAAGUCACAAAGCGUUGUGGAUAAAACAAAAUGUCGGGUCACCGAAGUGGAAGUGACCGAAGGAGUAGAUCUCGUGAACGCUACGCUGAUCAAGACAGUAAUAGCAACAAUAGCUCCGGAAUUAUUAACAUAAUUACUUCUAAAAAACAAGGUAUUAACACUUUUGCUAAUGAUGGAAGUUUCAUGGAAUUAUUCAAAAGGAAGAUGGAGGAAGAAGCUAAGGGAGAAACGAGUGGAACAUCUGAUGGCGAGGGAAGUAAAAGUGCUGAUGAAAAAGUCAAGAAAGCCGAAAGUUCAGUGAAAAGGCGAAGGAAUAAAGUGCUUAAGACUGGAAUGGUUAAGAAGAAGAAGGUAGAGGACUCUGGUGAGGAGCCUCCUCCAACUUCAGAUGCUUGGACUCGCUAUAUGGCUGAAGUUAAGAAAUACAGGCAGCAAGCCUGUGAUGAAGAUGGAAAGACACGACCACUGGUUAAAUAACAAAAUAACUUAUUUGUGGUUUCAAUUUAUGUAAAUAUUUGUACGUACGAUUACUGGUGAAAAGUGUGUUCCUUUCAUUUUUUCAUCAUUGUUCUUAGUUGCUGAAAUAAAUGUGCUAGAUAACAUUCUCAUUAAAAAAAAUUUGAAAAAUCAGUUUCUGUAGAAACUGAUUCAUAAAAAAUCUUAUGUACAGAAAAAAAAGGUUUUCCUCAUUUUUUUAGACAAAAAAUGUGGAUUAUAUUGAAUCAAUUUUCUUUAGCUCAUUAAACUAUUUAUUGGGCAAAUAAAAUACACCAAUGAAAAUUUA